Protopterus annectens (West African lungfish) is the source of this 5508-nucleotide messenger RNA. It is a transcript of the gene DNAJC12, whose product is annotated as DnaJ heat shock protein family (Hsp40) member C12. NCBI's taxonomy places the organism in Eukaryota, Metazoa, Chordata, Ceratodontiformes, Protopteridae. The transcript is spliced from 5 exons. Gene Ontology annotation, cellular component: cytoplasm. The record is from RefSeq and is a predicted model, not a curated record. Bases 115 to 798 code for a protein of 227 amino acids.
GUCCUUUAAAAACGCCACACACUGUCCGCUGCAAGGGUAGCAGCUGAGCAGGCGUCGUUGCCGACUUUUCUGACUCCUAUAGCUGUCAGCCGUGGUUGCUAAAAUCGUUGUUGAAUGUUUUCUGUUUUACUUCUGCUACAUAAGACAACAGCAAAGUUAUUAUAUUGCUUUGAUUGCGUGAACUGGAGCAAAAUGGAUGCGAUAUUAAACACUGAACGGCAAGAUCUAGAAGAUUAUUACGGGCUGUUAGGAUGCGAUGAACUGUCCACGUCUGAACAGAUUCUGACAGAAUUCAAAGCCAGAGCUUUGGAAUGCCAUCCUGACAAGCAUCCUGAAAACCCUAAAGCAGUUGAAGAAUUUCAGAAGCUACAACAGGCUAAAGAUAUCUUAACUAAUGAAGAAAGCAGAAGUCGCUAUGAUUAUUGGCAUCGGAGUGGGAUUACAGUUCCAUUUCAUCAAUGGGAUGCUCUCAGUGACUCAGUGAAAAUGUCAAUGCACUGGGCUGUCAAGAAUAAAAAAGAACCUAUGUUAGAAGCAUCUUCGUCAGAAACUACAGAUAAAUCAGGAAGCAGUAAUCCAUUAUAUCAGCUCAAAGAAAGAAAAAAUGACUCACCAGCUGAUAAACUAAAGCAGGAAGACAUUGACAUCUCUACAAAUAUGAUAGAAGAUGAUUCACAAUUUUCAAAGUACUCAACAUCUCCAAGGAUGUCAGAUGUGAACUACUGGCAUAUGCGCUUUCGUUGGUCUGCUGAUGCACCCUCUGACCUCCUGAGGAAAUUUAGAAACUAUGAAAUCUGACAGCUCUUCUGAAUGCUUCCAAAUGAAGCCUUCACUUUGAUAUUUCUAUCAUGGCUGCAUUUCUGUUUCUGUUUAAAUAUUGUAUCUAAUGUUAUUACUAUUUCUAAAUGUAUUAUCUUGCUUGUUAUAUAUUUGUAUUAUAUUAUAUUUUAUUAUAUUUAAUGCAUGUUUCUGUAUAAAGCCAGGCACACACAUCAUUCAUUGAACUGGUAGGGGUCAGAUCUUUCAGACUUCCUCUGUUUAAACUGUACUCCACUAUGAUUUUUUCAGAGUAGACACAUUUGCCUUUUUUUUCUUUUGCACAUUGUAGUAUGACUCACUACAUAUUAGUACUACAUAAUAGUGAAGUUCAAAACCCUGGAUAGUGAUUGGUGAGAAAGUAUUGUGCAAUGCCCCAAAAUGUGAAUCUGUGCACAAAAAGUUUCAAAACAAAAUUAUUUGUUAUAAUUUGCUACCUUUUACAACACAGUCACUCAAAAAAAUUAUUUUAUUAAGCGUUUCAUUAUUCAUUUUAUGAAAAAAUGCAGAUUACUCUAUCCCAAUAAUGUAAGCAUAUAAAUAUGUGCAAUACAUCAGACUAAUUUGCAAACUAAUCAUGGAAAUAUUUUAAACUGAUUGCUGUUUUCUUGGGGAUUUGCCUUUGGAUUCUGUAAGGCUUUGUCCAAUUUAGGUGUUGUAUGCCUCUUAAUAAAGUCUUGCACUUAUUCAUUUUUAUUUUACUAGAAAUUGUUAGAUUUUUUACCUUCAUUUUAAUCUGAAAAUUAGUUGUGUGUUGUGAAAUUCUGGUGUUAACCUCCUACAUUCCAUGAUAUUUUGGCAUUACAGAAAAUUACACAAAUUCCAUUUAAUUUUGACAAUCCAACAUAGUGGUCAUUCACAGUCCACUGUAUAGCAGUUGUAUAAUGUGGCUAAAUUUCGUGAAACCAUGAUUGAAGCAACCAACUUUGCACAGCAAGGAAAAGAAAGGUCUAGGGUUCUAAACCUCUUCUACAACAUCAACAGAAUGGUUUGGAGGGACAGGUAUAUUUCACAGAGGAUACUGCUGCUGUGGAACAGACUUCCCAGUCACGUAAAACAAAGUUCAUCCUUGACCAUUUUCAAGCGUAACUUAGAUGGAUGGGAAACUGAAAAUUUACCACAGGACUGCCCUCUGUACUACUAAAUGGACAGGUGCAGCUCCUAAAAGCUUUAUCCCAUGCAUGGGUCCCCUCAAAUUAUGGUAUGAUCCCAUUUAUUCUCAUUAGGGAUAAUAUUAAAUUAUUGAUCAUGGGCUGGGUAAGGCCAGUGUAUAACCAAAUGGGAUAGGUUAUUUCAAGCACAGAAAAAGAAAUUGGGUAGGCUUAAAAUGGCCUGCAAAGGCAGCUAGCCUAGUACUUACUUAUGAACCUAUGAGCCUAUAAGGAAAUAUAGGGCCUCAUUGUCACCUAACAUGUAUUUAAUGUACAAAAAUAAGCCAGUAACUGCAAUGGUUAAAUUAUUUUCAUAGCUUCUGGCAAACCUGCAGAAAAUAAAAACAAUAAACAUUCUUUAUAUUUUAUUUUGGUUAUACUUCAUUUUAGGGUCCCGCAGUGUCCCCAUGGUUAGCAUAGCUGCUUCACAGCUCUUGGUUUUCAACUCACUUUUGAGCUGGCACAUCUUCUCUGUGGAGUCUGUGCAUCUUACCUGUACACAGUCCGAUUUUUGGUAAGUGUUAUGAUUUCUCCCAUAUCCCAAAGAAGUGCCAUAUGUGAAGGGGUAUGAAUUGUCUACAUGUGUGUCUUAUGUGUGAGACUGAGUGAAUGAAUAUAUAUAUGCAUAUAUUGUAAAAAGAACCAGAGACUUGCUAGCACUUAUAUGCCCAGUUAGGUAAGAGCUGUAAUAUUUACAAAGUUACAGCCACAUUCUAAGAGAGUAUAAGGUGUAGAGCCCAAUGUAUGUAUUACGUCACUUGGGUAUAUUAGAUACCUGGAGUUCGGCCACAAUAAGAUUUAUGUACUCACUGGAGUUUGGCCACAAUAACAUUUAUGUACUCAUAAAUCUUGUUAAAUUACAUACUCUAUCAGUGAUGAUUACAUUUUAAAAUACAUUUUAUAAAAGUAAGUGAUUUGUUGGGAAGUUUGCAUGGUAGUGUACUAAAAAGUAAUUGGCUGCUGAGGGCAGUAAAUUACUAGAUGGGGUGGCAUAGUUAUUUAAAAUGAACUGGCUUUGUUAAGCUUUGUAUAUGCCACUGAAGUUAGCAGUAGGAAUAAAACUUUAUCUUUGAAGUUUUGGGGAGAUUGAGUCACAUCCUAUAGGCUUGCAUUUCUGCUUAUGAUAUAGAUUUCACAAGGCAGAUUGUCCAGGGAAGCCUUUUUUGCCAAGAUCUAAGAUAUGGGUAAUGACUUUCCUAGCCUCUGAUCCUUUCUGACACUUAUUACCGAAUCUACAUAAAACUCCAAAGUGUUUGGCUACCAUGCCUUUAUCCUGUCAGUUUACUGCACGUAUUACCAGCCUCCACAUAACUGUUAUCCAUACAUGUAAACCAACAGGAUGACUGAACAAUUAAAUAAAGAAAAUGUAAGAUUAGAUCUCCUGCUUUGUUUAAAUGUGUAUUAAUGAGUCCUGAGUAACCAAUGAUAUUAGUAUCUGCUGAACUCAUUUUUUUCAGAUAAUGUUCAUAAUGGUACUUUACUUUAAUAUAAAAUAUCAGUUGAAACAAUAAAUGGAAGCAAUGUGACAUCAUAUGAGUUUAGAGAAAAAUGUAUAAAUCUUACAUGAUCAUUAUAGCAUAAGUAGGGCAUUGCAGCUUUGUAGUUCUUUUUCUGUGCAGUUUUACAGCUAAGAGGACUGAAGGAAUAAUUUCUGAGAUAAUUAUGAGGGAGAAAACUAGAUUCAAAUUGACUGAUAAAAAUAAAAUAAAACAGUGAGCCAGCAUUUGAGUAUGUAUACAUAUGCAGAAGAUGUAGGACAAAGGUUCUAUAUUACAAGACCGAAAGUGCAUAUGUGCGACUACAUAAAAAUCGACACAUAAUGCACGAAACUAAAAAUAGUGAACCACCACUUAAGCAAAUUUUUCCCUAGGGAAAAAACUUACAAGGCCGUUCGCUAAAAACAAAAAAUUUAACACCAUAAACAGGUGGGGAGUUCUGCCCCCCACACCUCCCCUAACUAAAUAUACCAACUCCAAGAUCGCACUAUAAGGAAGGAAAGGGAAACUCCAUUAAGUUGGCCAAGUAUCUCCUUGCCCUAUGACAUAUUCAUCGAAUCGCUUAAAUGCAUUUCGAUGAAUAUGUGUCGCUGUUUCCAUAUUCGCUCAGAAGCAUUUUUGUGCUUCUAAUAUAGACCCAGGACAAAGACUCAGUAGAGGAACAAUGCAUGUGUGUGUGUUUGUCUGUGUCUACCUGUAGACCAGUUUAGCUUAUGGAUUUUGUCAGCAUGACAUUUCCAUUUUCUCUGUACUUUUUUGUAUAUCAUUACUAUAUAUAAUGUGUAUAUUUGUAUAUAUCUUAUGUACUAUUUUAAGCGUCCUUUCAUUCAGCUGUUGUAGUGAUGGCAUUUUAUAUCAGGAUCCCCAUUUGUCAGUGGUAAGAUUAGAUUAUCUCUACAAUAAUCACAAAGAGCACCUUCCUUUUUAAUUUGAAAAAUCCCCAUUUAAUCUGAAAAAUUACCAAUUAUUUGAUUGUAAUACUAAAGACCGAUUUAUAGUACAAUUGUACUUAUAAUUUAUCUGCUUAUUGGUUUUAAACACUGAAAAUGAAUGAAAUUAAGAAAGGUAAAGUUUUUUAUUGGCAGAAGAUGUUGGAAGAGGGGGAAUUAGGAGCAUCUUCUACUCUGUACUGGCACAGUAAAGCAAGGGACAUGUUCCAUAGCUUAUUGUUAUUUACAGAAGAGUUAUUUUGUAUUUCUGUCAGUCCAGAAUUGUGAAUGUUUUCUGUAUAAUACAGACUGGUCAUGUUUCUGGUUUUAUUUAUGUCCUUUUUUGAUGUAUGCAGCUAAAAUGUAACAAAAUGAAACAGAUGCUACCUCUGCAUUUACCACACUGCAUUCGCCACAGUAAGAUGAGGACUACAAUAUUGGAUGUAUUUGUUAUUCUGUAGUUAGACAGCAUUUAAAGUAAAUUUCCUUGUACACAAAAGUCUUUUACUUUCACCCUUUUACCACUGAACUACAUAUUUGCUGGUAUCAUUAAGGAAGUGUAAACUUUAGCAGAAAGAAAAGUCACUAUUUACUUCAGCUUGGUCUUGUUCAGUCUCCAACAUUUUGAAAGUUCUAAGACAAUGCCAUCAGGUUUUAUACAAAAGGCAACGAUGGUAAAGAAUUAUGUGACAAUAAACUAUUGAUAUUGAAUGUGAAACCUCUUUAUUGCAUAAAGCAAGAUUUAUCCAUGUAUUUGCUGUCUAGUUGUUUGGUUAUAUUUUCAAAUGUAUUGAAACAUUUUUACCUCUAAGAAGACCACUCUGUUAAAUAAGAUGUCUGCAGAAGAAAAGCAGAUAAAAUUUCCUCAGACUGUAAUGUCUGUGAGUUUAGUUUUUAAUGAAUACUGAGCAUAUGCCCUUUUAUACCUUGCUGACUAUACAUACAGUAGAAUAAUAAGGACAUAUUCAUGUAUUGCAUUAGGAUUUUCUAGUGCUCUUUUCAUGGUGCACCCAAAAACUAUAUUGAAAUGUAGUGAUACUUACUAAUGGAGAACUACACAUGGCUGACUAUCUGUUUUUAAGGCUGUUUCUCUAUUAAUAAAUGGCAUAACAUGCA